Molecule: messenger RNA, 918 nt
Organism: Chenopodium quinoa (quinoa)
Lineage: Eukaryota; Viridiplantae; Streptophyta; Magnoliopsida; Caryophyllales; Amaranthaceae
Exons: 1
Coding region: 1-918 (305 amino acids)
Source: RefSeq, a predicted model, not a curated record
AUGCGGAAAGAUCCAUCCUUGAAAGUUGAAUUCAUACAGGAAAUCAUCUCCAAGCAAUUUCAUUUUGAUGUUCCGUAUCGAAGAGCAUGGUAUGCCAAGGAGAAAGCUAUAGUUGAAAUAUUUGGGGAUUGGGAGAGUUCUUACGGAAGACUUCCGCACUUCAUGCAAGCACUCCAACAGUCAAACCCGGGAACGUGUGUCGUAUGGAAACACAAAGCUCUGGUGGACGGUGUAUACUACAGCAACAUGGAAGUGUUUGAACGAGUGUUUUGGGUCUUCAGUCCUUGUAUUGACGGUUUUAAACAUUGUAUGCCUGUUAUCUGUAUCGAUGGGACGCACUUGUACAAGAAGUACAAAGGAACACUGUUGGUUGCUACAAGUGUGGAUGCAAGCUUCCAAGUAUUUCCGCUAGCAUUCGCGGUGGUUGAAGAGAAAAACACUUUCAGCUGGUCUUGGUUCCUGGGGUGCAUUCGGGUUCAUGUCACUCAACGAGAUGGCCUCUGUGUUAUAUCUGAUCGACAUCCUGGGAUCAUUGCAGCAAUGAAUGAUCCUAACGUUGGAUUCACCGAGCCGCGAGCCUAUCACAGGUUUUUGUGUGUGCCACAUAGCUUCUCACUUGAAGACUCACGUGCGAAGCAACGACAAGAUAUGUUCAAGGCUGCGGCGUACCAAAGGCAGGAAAGAAAACUUCAAGCUGAUCAGUGUUUCAUCGGUGAGGCAUGUACCAAGGCCAUGGAGUAUAUUGUUCAAGUCCCGUUCACUAUGUGGUCUCUCUUUCACGACGCUGGUCGCAGAUAUGGGAUAUGUACUAUAAACUUCUCUGAAACAUUUAAUAAUGUGUUGAAGGGAGCUCGGUUUCUACCGAUCAUGUCCCUUGUCGAGUUAACUUUCCACAGAGUUAUAGGUAUUUCACUUUGA